CUCUGAAAUCUCCAGGAAAAAAAAUCAGAUUACCCCCUCAGAUUAUUUGCGAAAUUCAGUAAGAUCCAAAAAUGGGCACUUCACAAAGCAGGGAAGAUCGAAUCACUGACUCAGAAUCCGAAGAAGAUUAUGAGGAAGAAGAACAGGAAGAAGUGCAAUACGACGACGCUUUAAGCGAUCACCAAAACGCCCAAUCUUCAUCAUCAACCUCUUCAGGUACUAGCAAAGGCCUCGAUGAUAUCGAUGCUAAGCUCAAAUCCCUAAAGCUGAAAUACAAUUCUCCUCAACAAUCGAUCCCCAAUCUCAAAAACCCGGUGAAGCUUUACCUUCACAUAGGUGGAAACACUCCCAAAGCCAAAUGGGUAAUCUCUGAAAAGCUCACUUCUUAUCGUUUCACAAAGGUGAACGAUGACGGUGACGAUGAUUCCUGUUGGUUUUUGGAAGUGGGUUCGAAAGUUAAGGCUAAGGUUUCAACCGAAAUGCAAUUGAAAAUGUUUGGGGAUCAAAAACGGGUCGAUUUUGUUGAUAAAGCUGUUUGGGCUUUGAAGUUUUUAACCGAUGAGGAGUAUAGGAAUUUCGUUACCCUAUUUCAGAAUUGUUUGUUUGAGAAUGUUUAUGUUAUGGAAGCUACUGAAGAGAAUAAGGUUAAGGUCUAUGGGAAGGAGUUCAUUGGAUGGAUGAAGCCGGAGGCAGCUGAUGAUUCUGUGUGGGAAGAUGCAGAGGAUCAUAGCUCGGAUUCAACUCCGGUUAAAAGGGGUCAAGAAUUGAUGGAGGAAUUUGAGGAAGCUGCUAAUGGGGGUGUCCAGAGUUUGGCUUUGGGCGCGUUGGAUAGUAGUUUCUUGGUCAAUGAUUUGGGUGUUCAGGUUUAUAGGAACUUUAACCGUGGGAUUAAUGCUAAAGGUAUUUGUGUUAAGUUUGAUGCUGGCAGUUCGAGGAUUGGAGAAAAUUCUUCCAAUUCGACUCCGAAAAAGGCCCUGUUAAUGAGGGCGGAGACGAAUAUGAUGCUUAUGAGUCCGGUGAAGGAGGGGAAGCCUAAUGCUAACGGGCUCAAGCAGGUUGAUAUUGAGACGGGGAAGAUUGUUAGUGAGUGGAAGUUUGAGAAAGAUGGGGCUGAUAUUACCAUGAGAGAUAUCACCAAUGAUACAAAAGGGUCGCAAUUGGAUCCAUCGGAGUCGACCUUUUUGGGAUUGGACGAUAAUAGAUUGUGCCAAUGGGAUAUGAGAGAUCGAAAAGGGAUGGUUCAGAACAUUGCCACAAGUGAUUCACCUGUAUUGCAUUGGACACAAGGGCAUCAGUUCUCGAGAGGGACGCAUUUUCAGUGCUUUGCUAGUACUGGUGAUGGAUCGAUUGUGGUUGGAUCACUUGAUGGAAAGAUCAGGUUGUAUUCGAAGACAUCAAUGAGGCAGGCCAAAACUGCGUUUCCUGGACUCGGGUCGCCAAUCACUCAUGUAGACGUCACCUAUGAUGGGAAGUGGGUGUUGGGUACAACUGAUACAUAUCUGAUCCUCAUUUGCACUCUGUUCACGGAUAAAGAUGGGAAGACGAAAACCGGGUUCGGUGGUAGAAUGGGGAACAAAAUUCCAGCACCCAGACUGUUGAAGUUGACUCCUCUUGAUUCACAUCUAGCUGGGAAUAAUAAUAAGUUCCAUGGUGGCCAUUUCUCAUGGGUUACCGAAAAUGGCAAACAAGAGCGGCACUUAGUUGCGACAGUGGGGAAAUUCAGUGUGAUUUGGGAUUUCCAGCAAGUGAAGAACAGUGCUCACGAAUGCUAUCGAAAUCAACAGGGUCUCAAGAGUUGUUAUUGCUACAAGAUCAUACUGAAGGACGAAUCUAUCGUCGAGAGCCGAUUCAUGCACGACAACUUUGCCGUCAGUAACUCACCUGAAGCUCCACUGGUUGUGGCGACUCCGAUGAAAGUCAGCUCGAUCAGCCUCUCCGGUAGACAAUGACAUCUGCCCAACACACUACUUUCCAAAUAUAUGAAAAAGAACUCCCAUGUCGUAUGCACAGUUGUAUCCAACACUCGAGUACCGAGUAGCAUAGGCUUUUAGGGUUUGUUUUGACUGCACUCACAUUUCAUGCUUUUGUUUUUUGUUCUUAAAUCUUUUUCAUUAAAAAAUGUCUCUGAAACCUUCUCCUCUCUGGUUAUUGGAAUUCAAGAAGCUUGGAUUGUUGAAAAUGUAAGAGUUGAUUUUUAACUUGCAAUGAUUUUUGUUAA
Messenger RNA from Hibiscus syriacus, 2218 nucleotides. Its product is annotated as protein CYPRO4-like. Gene Ontology annotation, molecular function: protein binding. The record is from RefSeq and is a predicted model, not a curated record. Bases 72 to 1949 code for a protein of 625 amino acids. Lineage: Eukaryota; Viridiplantae; Streptophyta; Magnoliopsida; Malvales; Malvaceae. Gene Ontology annotation, cellular component: cytoplasm; nucleus. The transcript is spliced from 2 exons.